AUGGUCUACGAUUAUUCGAAGGUGAUGGCCAUUUUCAUUGGUGCUGUUUUUGCAUACAUGCUUUUGAUCAUCUUGAUUGGUCCUGAAAACAGAGGUGCUGACUUCAAUGUGUCGAGAGACGCUAAGAUCGAGGAGGAUGACGUCCACAGCUUGGCUGAGGGCAAAGACAGCUUCGAUUCUGUCCAUAAGGACGAGGUAGCUCACAUUGAAGGUGAUCUUGAGAAGAAACCUCAAGUCACUCACGUGGAGAAUAAGUAG
This is a messenger RNA of Candidozyma auris, 258 nucleotides long. RefSeq lists its product as uncharacterized. NCBI's taxonomy places the organism in Eukaryota, Fungi, Ascomycota, Pichiomycetes, Serinales, Metschnikowiaceae. The transcript has a single exon. The record is from RefSeq and is a predicted model, not a curated record. Bases 1 to 258 code for a protein of 85 amino acids.